Messenger RNA from Amphibalanus amphitrite, 3445 nucleotides. Its product is annotated as cytokine receptor-like factor 3. Gene Ontology annotation, molecular function: protein binding. The coding region runs from base 193 to 1473 and encodes 426 amino acids. The transcript is spliced from 9 exons. Lineage: Eukaryota; Metazoa; Arthropoda; Thecostraca; Balanomorpha; Balanidae. The record is from RefSeq and is a predicted model, not a curated record.
UGGUCAGCGGACUUUCCCGUGUUGACGUUUUGUAUUGCUGUAGUGUGUCCCUUCGAGGUGUAAUUUGAUAUUUUUUAGAGUAACGUUUAUAUUUUAAAGCAAUAUUUUAUGGGUAAGAGCGUCCGUGCAAAUUGUUGUCGAAUCCUUGCUCCAAGUAACUACGCCCAAACAGCAUCUCACGGCUAAUCAGCAAUGGGGCUAAGCACUGGAGAAGAUUCAUCGAAACAAGAGGGUCUGGAAGAUUUAAAAUCUAAUUUAGAGAUGUAUUUAGAUCACUUAAAUGAAGCAAAAGUGCAGAUUCAGUCCAGUGCGGACCAGACAGAGGCUGCCCUGGAGUCGGCCAUGGCUGCAGUUUUACAACAGGUGUCAGCGGCCCUGGAUGAACGGAAGGCACAACUUAUGAAGGAGGUGGCAGAUGUGAAAAAUACUGCUCUGAAGCAGGCUGAGAGCUGCAGUCGACUGGCUCAAGAGCACCUGCAGAGGACAGAGGAACUGCUUGGGUCCCUCCAGUCAGGAGAUUCACUAGAGGCUAAGCAAAUGACUGCUGAAGCCAUUGAGGAGCUGGCGUCCCAGCUGCCGGCUCCGUCCUCGCUGCCCCGGCCGGCGCUGCAGCUGCCCUCCUCCGGCGCGGUGCUGGCCGCCGUCCGACAGCUGGGCAGAGUGGAGAGCACGGUGACGGUGGCAGGGGUGAGGACAGAGCCGCGGCCCGGCGCCGUGCUGGUCUCCUGGGGAACGUAUGAGGACGACUGUGACCCGAGUGAAGGGGACGGCUCAUACCGUCUCCAGUACUGCUACGGAGACGCCAACAAACAGACUUCGCCCGUCUUCCAUACGGCCUAUGAAGGUCCGGAGACGAGCACGCUGGUUCGUCGUCUGCAGUGUGACGUCAUCUAUAGUUUCCGCGUCAGCCGCCAGGUGUCGGCCGGGGGAGCGUGGGGCGGCUGGAGCCCUCCCGUCACCGGUGCCACCACGUUGCCCCACUACGAGUGGUCGCCCAGUCCCGCCUACUCGAUAACAGACUCGGGCCGUAUCGCCUGCCGUACCGGCGACGGUGGCGACACCUAUACAGGUGGUGACAGCGUCAUCUACAGUGCGGGCGCGCAGUUACGGCCGGGCGCCGCUCUGCGGGUAGCUGUAGUGGAGGCCGGGUCCGGCUGCAGUGAUGAGGGCCUGGCGCUGCUGGAUGGACGGCCGGACCAGGGAGAGGAUGGCGCUCUUAUAGGGAAAGGAGCUCUGUUCGUCAGCGCUACUGGUGAGGUGUACGUGAACGGUCGGCGGCGUCAGAUGCGUCUUCCCCCGCUACAGGCCGGCUCCUACCUCACCUUCAGCACUGAGAGGAGGGACCAGCAGACCACGCGGGUCUGUCUGGAGACCGGCGACAAACAGGUGGUUUACGACUGGAAAACCGAGUCGACCGAUCUAUGGCUGGCAGCUUCAUUUAACGAGCUCGGCUGGAAACUAAUGCUCGAGUGACGUCAUUGGUCACCGGUUAGUGACGUCAGUGGAUCACAUCGCUCGCUGAUUGGACGCAGGUGAUGUGACGUCAUAUGUUGGAUCUGGGGUGAUAUGUGGAUGACGAAUUGGGUGAAUGAAAGUGGAGACAAUAUCGCAGAAGAUUGAAAACUAUGAAGUCGUGCUGCCGUGAGAACGGGAGAUCUGACAAUUAUCAUUCACCGCUGAAUAGCGGACUACAGAGGUCUAUGAAACUACGAAUUGAGCUGACGUCAUGCAUCUGUGCCUAGAUCUGUAUCGUGAUACUGCAGUGCCAAAUCAAUGUCGUAGCAACUUUUGGUGUAGCGAAUUUCAUUUCACCACGCCUGAUAUUUAUAUUGAGCUUAUAAUUGGCAUCGGGAAACAGCACAAUUCUCAUAUUUUGCUAGACAUGAAAGGCAAGAUCGGUCUCCAUACACGAAGCUAGUGGUACCGUACCCUCGUCAUACAUUGAUGAGAAUGUGCAUGCGAUUGAGGUGUUCGAUUUCGUGAGAGGUUCACAUCCUCACCGGUCCCUCAGCUGUGAUUGGAGGUUGUCUUGUCAGCGGUCUGUUUUGUAAUAAUCGCUGGGUUGCCCAGUAAAGUGCCAUGCUGUAAUGCUAAUUGUAGAUAUAUUUGCAAAGUAAACGCUCAACACAAACGGUUUUCCGCCCAAUGCGUCCAUAGUCAGCCUUUAUUGCCUGUUUACUUGCAUAUUUUGUGCAGUCACAAAUACGCGUUAUCUGAGGGUGACUUUUGCCGUGGUUUGCCAGUAAAAACGCGUGUGUUUAUGAAGUUACGUAACAUCCAAUUAAGCAUCGCUUUGGCGUUGAGUCUGUGCCUUUACUUACCCUCACCGGUUUGGAUUAUUCCGACGCUGUCGGAGUUGAUUUGCACUGUUAGCUUGUCAGGCCUUUACGAUAAAAUCGGGAAAGUAGUGCCAAAUUGCAACCAAACUAUAAACCAAAGGCUGUGCACGGCAUUGCGUAGUGCAUAUAGUUGGGCAAUAACAUUCUCCAUAUUACUACUCUUAUUUAACACUUGCUUAUGUACCAGUAUAGCGCCUUUUGGGGCGACUAACGGAGCGAGCGAGGGGGUGACUCUUGCACGUGCGAAAUUUUGAGGGGGUACCUCCAACUGACUUGUGCACGGCACCCUACUGACCGGUUUCUAGCGAUGUGCCAAAUUUGAGCACAAUCGGCCCAGCCGUUCUCGAGAUCUGGGAGCGGCACCCUGCACGUGCGCACGUGCAAAAUGGGUCCCAACUGACUUGUGCACGGCACCCUACUAACUGGUCCCUAACCGUGUACCAAAUUUGAGGGCCAUCGGUCCAGCCGUUCUCGAGAUCUGGAAACGACCCCUGCACGUGCGCACGUGCAGCAGCACCCCAACUCUGGCACAUGGAUAUGCAGUGCCUAGUGGGUGCCUACCUACAUGCCAACUUUCAGCGCAAUCGGCCAAGUAGUUACCGAGAUAUUGCAACAAUUACAAAACUGACACCUCUUCGUUUUGCACGUGGCACGUGCAUAAGGGGUCACCCACAUGCAUCGGGAAUAGUCCAAUACUUGGUAGAAGGAAUGAAGCUACCCUACAAAAAUUACCGCGUGUAAAUCGGUCAAGUGGUUGCUGAGAUAUAAGCCUCGCAAAAGCGUCCGCACGGCCGGCCGGCCGGCCGGCCGCUCAUACUCAGAAAUUUCCGUUAUUCUACGUAAGACUCCGCUCGCUUCGCUCGCUCCGUAAUAAUUUGUUCUGCUGUGAUGUCGUAACCCACUGAGGCUUGCCCGUGUUUAGUGCAGUGAUCUGAUCUGGCCAUCUGAAGCCAGGGGAAGGUGAUACUACAUAGUGAUGCAGUGUUUAAUAUGGACUGUUGGGAGGGUUGUAUCAGUUCAGAGUCGUCCCUCAUCAUCUACUGAGAUACUUGUGAAAAUGUCGAUAUUCUGUAUCAACAACGAAUACAUAUGGAACGAUAUAUGCG